CUGAAAAUGAAAGUGGAAAGCAUGCGUGAAGCGGGAUUUAAAAAUCUUCAAUCGCACAGCGACAAAUCUCUGGAGAUGACCCAUAAGUUGCUGUCAUGAAGAACCUGACACGAGUUUUGCUGGUGGCGGGGGCCCUGGGACUGACCAGUACUGUGUUCGUGUUGUACAGGCUACUGACAAGUUCUGAGGAUGACGAUGAUGAGGAUGAGGACAAGAGACAGAGUGCCACGUCUAAACAGACCGUGAUAGAACUGGAUGUACCGCCGAAAGCCGUGGGGAGCAUCAUAGGGCGACAGGGGGCCAACAUAAAGGAGAUACAGAAGACGACAGGAACACGCAUUAACUUCAAGGACGACAACAAGUCGGACAAGGACAGCCAGCGGACCAUUAUCAUCAGAGGCUCGGCCGAGUCCGCUCAGCGGGCCGAGCUCAUCAUCCGCGAGUUGGUGGCCAACAUGCCCGUGGUUCUCACUGAGGUGAUGUUUGUCCCGUCGAGUGCGCUCGGUAGAAUAAUUGGAAGAAAUGGAGACACAAUAAGGGGCAUUUCAAGGUCAUCUAACGCCAGGGUCUUCAUUGACCGGACGAAAGACGAAUACCGGGACAUCGACAGAGAGAUCCAGAUAACAGGGACUAGAGAACAGAUAGACCUAGCCAAGACUUUGAUUGAGGAAAAACUGCAGGAAGAGAAAGUGUUUAGAGCCAAGAAAUCGGUGAUGGAGGCCAAUCGUGACAAGCGCACCAAGCCUUCAGGAGAUAACAAAAACUUCAAGAGAGAAGAGACACCAUUGGAGAAAACAGAACCAGGGCCUUCACUACACACAGACAAGGUGUGUUCCUGGCCGUCGGGGCGGGAGUUUGUGGAGGUGUACGUCUCCUCGGUGGCUAACCCCCAAACCUUCUUUGUCCAGAUACUGACCUCCAUGUCACUCAGACUGGACGAGAUCGUCAAAAGUAUGUCACAGUACUACGCCACAGAAAGACAGGAAGACAUGGUAGAUACAGUCAACUUUGGAGACUUGGUAGCCGCUCCGUUUGAUCAGGACGCAUCGUGGUACAGGGCCCGUGUGUGUGGUUUUCUAGGAGACGACCCUGACCAGCUUGACCUGUUUUACCUUGACUAUGGAGACAGCUGUUACCUGGACAAGGCCAAAGUCCGAGUGCUACAAUCCCAAUUUUUAAGCCUCCCUUUUCAAGCAGUAGAGUGUGAAUUGGCCAAUAUUUGUCCAAAAGAUGGGGAUUCCUGGGAGGAGUCGGUGGUGGACCGAUUUGAACAGAUGACCUACUCCGCCAUGUGGAAAGUCCUGAUGGCCAAACUCGUGGAGACAAAGACGCUAUCCACGGGGGAGAAGAUCCACCUAGUGGAGCUGGUGGAUACAAACGGAGAGAAGGAUGUGAAUAUUGCCAAACAACUCUGUGAAGAGGACCUUGCCAGAUGGUGCUGAGAGAGAGAGAGAGAGACAGAGAGAGAGAGAGAGAGAGAGAGAGAGAGAGAGUGAGAGAGAGAGAGAGAGUAGGGGAUAAAUGUUGGACACAGAUUGUGGUAAAUUUUACUAGAGAUACUGUUGUAAAUAAUAAGUAGUUCAUAUUUUGUAUUAAAGAAUCUUACUACAUUUUUGAUUUCUUGUUACAGUUGGAUUUUCUCAUUCAUCUGAUGGAUGUGAAUAUGAGUGUUGAUUAGCUUUUUCAGCCCAUCCUAUUACCAAACACCAUUUCAUAUGUUAUAAUGAGUUUUAGAAUUGAGCUAAUUCUAGUUUACGAUGAGAUUUGUUGAAAAGUCAAUUUUAAUUAUAAUACACGCUUCAUAUGAGUUAAUAUAAUUUUUUUUAUCAUCAUGAUGGUAUCAUAUCAAAAUUGUAAGAGAUGAGACAUGCAUUGACCUUUUCUCCUAAUUGAACUCUCUGUGUACUUGUAUCUUAUUUGGAAAAUCAAACUUAAGUCAUUAGGAACACUUAAGAGUAAGAUUGGUUUUUUAAAUUGAAAUUUGAUUUAUUAUUUUUUUUUCAGAGGAAAAAAUUUCAGAAGUUGUACACACAUGUAUUAUUGUAUUAACAUGUAUAUAUUAUUCAUAUUGUCAAGCUAGUAAGGAGGCUGGAUGAUCAACAAACAAACCAUCAGACCUACCUAACAUUUUAAGAUAUCAAGCCCCCUCCUUGAAUUAUAGUUAAAAAUGUUGCCCACGUGUCUGAACCUCUGGUAUUUUUAGCAAUUACUGUUUAUGUUCAUCUUUUACAAUUCAGGGCGUUGUAUGUCAUUGUUUAUCGUACAUUAAAGAAAAUGUUGUUUUGCUUCCAUCGUUUUGUUUAUUUUUACAUUUUUUAAAACAAAAACAAAAAAAGUUACCGACAGAAGUGGAUAUAUUUAGAUGUCAAAUUUUUAUUUAAAUGUUAUGUUUUUUGUUAGUUUUUGUUUCAUGUGGCACAAAUUGCAUUUAAACAUUAUGCUUGUGAGGUUAAGACUAAGAUAAAAGGGAUUAUCUUAAUUACAAAAUAAAUCUAGAAAACUUUUAAAAAAUACAUUAAGAUUCGAUUCCUUGCAAAUCAGAGAAAGUGUUUUAUUUCUAAACUGUAUAUUGUGGAAAAAUCAAAUGAAGAGGGAAAUAGUUUUGUUAUUUGAAGACUAUAAAAAUCUGAUAUUAUAUACAUGUAUAAAGUGCAUGUACAUGUAUAGUUUAGCUAUAGUUAAGAUGUAGAGAAAAUUUUUGAACGAGUUUUAUAGUUACAAAUGAAAACCUGACAAAUGAAAUAUAAACCUAAUAAAGAAAAGAAUGAAAAUAUACUCUAAAUAAUUCCGGUAAGCAACUACAUGUCC
This is a messenger RNA of Magallana angulata, 2808 nucleotides long. Its product is annotated as tudor and KH domain-containing protein-like. Lineage: Eukaryota; Metazoa; Mollusca; Bivalvia; Ostreida; Ostreidae. Gene Ontology annotation, biological process: spermatogenesis. The record is from RefSeq and is a predicted model, not a curated record. Gene Ontology annotation, molecular function: RNA binding. The transcript has 11 exons. The coding region runs from base 96 to 1442 and encodes 448 amino acids.